Molecule: messenger RNA, 1695 nt
Organism: Helianthus annuus (common sunflower)
Lineage: Eukaryota; Viridiplantae; Streptophyta; Magnoliopsida; Asterales; Asteraceae
Product: probable serine/threonine-protein kinase PIX13
Exons: 6
Coding region: 233-1468 (411 amino acids)
Biological process (GO): protein phosphorylation
Molecular function (GO): ATP binding; protein kinase activity
Source: RefSeq, a predicted model, not a curated record
CCUAUCUCCUCUACCCACCGAAUAACGACAUUGCUUUCCCCACAUAGUACAUACACAUAUUCCACACCUUAAUAACAUCACAAAAUCCCAAAAGUAAACUAGUCAGAUCUCACAAACCCACCUUCAUUUACUACUAACAAAAUAUUUUAAAUCUUUAACACCCACUCCCUUCUGAUUCAUCAACACUUCAACAAUUUCAACUAUGCCCUUCUGAUUUCCACCAGUUUUCAUCAUGGGUAUUUGCAGUUCUUCAACUAAUAUAGCUCCCACCACCACUCACAACCUCAGUUCAGUAACAGGUAGUUCACAUACAACCAACAGAACAGGCUCAACAUCAAUAUCAUCAUCAGGAAUCAGUAGCAAUUUAUCUGGAAACAGUCAGUUUUCAUCAGUUAGCAGUGGUGAUGAUCUUGGUCCAGGUGGCCAGAUCUUGGCUCAUCCAAAUCUUAAAAUAUAUACCUUUUCGGAACUCAAAUCCGCUACGAAAAACUUUCGAAACGAUACGAUUUUAGGUGAAGGUGGUUUUGGUAAGGUUUACAAAGGCUGGAUAAGCAGUUCUGUAAUUGCUGUCAAGAAGUUGAAUUCUGAGAGUAUGCAAGGGAUUGAAGAGUGGCAGGCCGAGGUAAACUUCUUAGGAAGGCUUUCGCAUCCAAAUCUCGUAAAACUUUUGGGAUAUUGUUAUGAGGGAAAAGAGCUUUUACUUGUAUAUGAAUUCAUGCAACGAGGCAGCUUCGAGAACCACCUUUUUGGAAGGGGGUCAACUGUUCAGCCGCUUCCAUGGGAUAUACGGCUUAAGAUUGCAAUAGGAGCAGCUCGUGGGCUGUCGUUUUUGCACACUUCGGAUAAGAAGGUUAUUUAUAGAGACUUUAAGGCGUCAAACAUAUUGCUUGACGGGUCGUAUAAUGCAAAGCUAUCGGAUUUUGGGCUGGCUAAAUUAGCAUCGGCUAGCCAAUCGCAUGUGACCACACGGGUGAUGGGUACAUAUGGUUAUGCUGCUCCUGAAUAUGUUACCACAGGACACUUGUAUGUGAAGAGUGAUGUCUAUGGUUUCGGCGUUGUGUUGGUUGAGAUGUUAACCGGCAUGCGGACACUCGACAAUGGUCGUCCAGCUGCCCAACGAAAUCUUGUCGAUUGGGUCAAGCCGUAUCUGGGCAACCGUAGGAAGUUGAAGAACGUAAUGGACCCACGGCUUGAAGGAAGAUACCCUUCAAAAGCGGCAGGCCAGGUUGCCCAACUAGCUCUCACGUGUCUUGGGAACGAACAGAAAACCCGUCCAUCAAUGAAAGAAGUGGUGGCAACGCUAGAACGACUAGGGGAUAUCAAAGAAAGGCCAAAAGUACCUAGAAUACACAAUUCAAGUCCUCGCUCGCCAUACCCAAAUGGUAAACAACCUUUGCGACAUCGUUCACCGCUUCAUGUUAAGGAAGAUGUAAGCCAAAGGAGCCAAGAUUCACCGAAAGGGUCAUGAUACAUAUUAGGAUUAUUUUUUGUUGUUAUCUGAUUGUGGGCUUAACAUAGAUAAAUUGUUACCGAAGGGUAUGUAGCCCAAUAGUAUCAAGGUGUUGAAAUGGUGUCCCUCACCAAGUGGUGAGGUUUCAAGUCUCAUUAUGGCGUGAUUUUGUGAAGAUUGAAAUUAGCAUUUGUAUGCUUUAUAAGGUAGGUUUGAGUAUGAUAUUAAAAAAAAAAAAUUGGUUA